AUGGCGGGAGGAAUGAAAGUGGCGGUCUCGCCGGCAGUUGGUGCCGGGCCCUGGGGCUGGGGGACGGGGGGCGGUGGGGCGGUGCGGCUGCUCCUGGUUCUCUCCGGCUGCUGGGUCUGCGGCUCAGCCGGAAUUGAUGUAAACGUGGUCAUGCUUCAGGAAUCCCGAGUUGAUUUUGUGAAUACCAAUCAACAAUUCUGUUAUAAAAAUGUGCUUAUCCCAAAGUGGCAUGAUGUAUGGACACGGAUCCAGAUCCGGGUAAAUAGUUCCAAACUGGUACGAGUCACCCAGGUGGAGAAUGAGGAGAAACUGAAGGAGCUAGAGCAGUUUAGUAUCUGGAACUUUUUUUCCUCCUUUUUAAAAGAGAAAUUGAAUGACACCUAUGUUAAUGUGGGUCUAUACAGCACAAAAACCUGCCUCAAAGUUGAGAUUAUAGAGGACGACACCACGUACAGUGUCAUUAUGACCCGGAGAUUUGACCCCAAACUCUUCCUCGUUUUCCUCCUUGGACUUACACUAUUUUUUUGUGGAGACUUGCUGAGCAGAAGCCAAAUCUUCUACUAUUCCACUGGGAUGAGUGUGGGAAUUGUGGCCUCUCUACUAAUCAUCAUUUUCAUACUGUCCAAGUUUAUGCCCAAGAAAAGUCCCAUUUACGUCAUCCUGGUGGGAGGCUGGUCCUUUUCUUUGUACCUCAUUCAACUAGUUUUUAAAAAUUUACAAGAGAUCUGGAGGUGUUACUGGCAGUAUCUUUUAAGCUAUGUCCUCUCAGUUGGAUUCAUGAGUUUUGCAGUCUGUUACAAGUAUGGGCCCUUGGAGAAUGAACGAAGUAUCAACCUGCUCACCUGGACCUUGCAGCUGAUGGGCCUGUGUUUCAUGUAUUCCAGUAUCCAGAUACCACACAUUGCCCUUGCCACUGUCCUCAUUGCACUGUGUACUAAGAACCUGGAGUACCCUAUUCAGUGGCUGUACAUCACCUACAGAAAGAUGUGUAAGGCAACAGGAAAGACUGUCCCACCUCGUCUCCUGACAGAAGAAGAGUAUCGGAUACAAGGAGAGGUGGAGACCCGAAAGGCUUUAGAGGAGCUUCGAGAAUAUUGUAACAGUCCGGGCUGCUCUCCUUGGAAGACUGUUUCUCGAAUCCAGUCUCCAAAGAGAUUUGCUGACUUUGUGGAAGGCUCUUUCCACCUCACGCCAAAUGAGGUUUCUGUCCACGAGCAGGAGUAUGGAUUAGGGAGCCUCAUUGCCCAGGAUGAGACCUAUGAAGAAACAUCCUCUGAGGAGGAAGACUCGGAUUCCCAGUACCCCACUGUCACACAGAACAACUUCCUGACUUAGGUGGUGGUCAGUUAUUUUUAUGUGGACUGGCUUGGUACCUCGAUGGUCCAUGUUACAUGUGUUGUGCAAUUGCUUCUCAGCUCUUUGAAACGGGGUGAGAGAGUGUGGAAAUUCUCCCGCUGAGAUUAGAGGCCUGAGUAGGCCUUCCUCCAGAAAUGGUCUUGGUGGUCUCUUUGGGGUCCCUGAGGAAGGAGAGUGGAUAAAGUAGUAAAUGCUUCCCAUCAGUUAAGCCAUCAUGUUUCCGAAGAAACUGGACGGCCACAGCUAGUGUGGUGUUCUAGCUCCCCUUUGAAAGUCGAUUCAGUCAUGGCAUUUCUGCCACUGUGGCUCACACUCAGAAGAGAGAAGUCUGUGCAGCAAUGCUUUCAGACUACAGGCUGCAUCUUCCAGAGAGAAAUCUACAAUCAGAGCCUCCCUUCACUUCUGCUUUUAUUUCAGUGACUUUAGAAUAAUCCUCGUUUUAACUGUUUUAAGAGGAAAAUAGCUUUUGUCUAUCUUGUUUUUUAAAUGAAUACGUUUUUUAAAAUGUAACAAAUUCAUGUUCUAGAACCAGCAAAUGCUGCAGAGUGACAAGCCCCAGAGAGGCCCCUACAUAUUAUUAAUAUGGGUUCUCCAUUAAAGCCCCAGGAGCUGUGAUGUUGAGCUUUGAAUUAGUUCUCACGCGUGUGAUAUUCUAAGUCCUGCUUACUUUUAGGAACAUGCCUGCAGGCUCUUCUGUAGGGGAGGUCUGUGGCGCUUUUUAUUAUACAUAACUUUCAAUUCCAUCUUAAAAAUACGUCUGCGUUCUUCCCUUCCCGAUCCUCUUCACCCCCGCUGCCCUUUCAGGAAGGGUCUGUUCCCUCACCUGGGAAAUAUGUACAAUUUAGUUUGUUUUAUUUCUUUUAUUCUCUUCCCCUUGGUUUAUAGCGUUAUUCCUGCUAGUUAGGAAAAGUGAUCUUAUUUAGGGAAUUUAAAUGCUUUUUACAGGUUCUCAGUUUUUUCUGUCCAUGGGUCACAUAUCUUUGAGUGGCUGUGGAAUCAAGAAACUAUCUCCUUUUCCUUUCUCUUCCUUUGUCUACCUGUUCUACCUGUUCCUAUCAGCUUUCCUCACGACCGUACUCCUCCCUCAUGAAAUCUGGUUAAUUUGUAAGCCCCGAAACUAUCUGUGAAGUCUCUUGAUCCAGCAUACAAGUUGUAGCUAAGUAGCUGCCACGGUUUGCACAGGAAAUAGACCUCCAGAUAAUCUUCCUGCCUCUGGGUGCUCAUUCAGCCAUCAGGAUCAGAUAUGCUUUUCCAUGAACUUAUUGUACUUAUGUGCAGUUCUGUUUCUGACCAGAGAUGCAUGCUGCCUUUUAUUACAGUGGCGUUAGUUUCACAUUCUUUUUGCCAUCGGAAAGUACCCUUAUAAACCAGCAAUGUCAUUUAUGAGGGAGCAAAUUCCCAAGUCUCUGUCCUUCACUUGGUUCUUUCUUUGUGAUCUUCACUCAACCUGGGAAAAAACUGUAAUUGCUCAAUAGACACUCCUGGCAGGAGCACAGUGUCAGGUUGGCUGGCUUACUGUGAUCGUGGAGAAGGCAGAUGAUUUUUUAAAAAGCUGUGAUGACUCCUUCAGACCAGUCAUUUAGCAGAUAAUUUUGAAAGGCCCUGGGCUCCGUUGCUGACUUCCAAAACGUCAGCUCUGAGACUCCCCUCCAGGUGGCCAGUUGAUUAUUUCCACCAGUGUUUCCCACAGCUUUAAACUGUCCUAAAGUGACAACUACCUCAACUGGCAGCAAAUAGACAUAUAGUAGGAUGUGAAAAAUAAGGGUUUUUGGGCAGAUGCUGUGGGUUAAAGUUGCAGUCCCAAUAUAAAGGAGCUUUAUAUUGGGAAACCUUUAUGCCUUUGUGAAUUACGUACCUGGUGAAAUUGUACCUCUCUACAAAGAACUGUUAAGGCCUCUGGAAUAGAAUAUUUUUUUUGCCUCAUUUAUAGAAAUUGAGACCUAGCAUAUUUGAGCAUAAGUUGAUUUGAAAAAAUAAUUGAGCUGUCCGAGUAGUCUCAGGUUUCCCUGGAGACUUUGGUGCCUUCACCCAGAUAGCUACUUAGGGAGCUGGAGCUUGCUGCCAGGGUGACUUUUCCUGACUCGUGUCUUGAGUUCAGUGAGAAAGCGUUGUGAAGCAGAGAGAGAUUCUCCUCUUCUUCUGUUUAGUAAACUCCUUGUAAAAUACACUUUCCAUCUCAAGACCAGUUGUUUCCACAGUGUUUGAAUUUGGGGUGAGUAAAAUCAAACUCAGUUUAUUACUUUCUGUCUGGUAGUUGGAGAACUGAGCUGUAGGCCGUGGCGAUGACAGUGGGUCCCGCAGCAUGAGAGCUGUGCUCAGACAGUGAAGGACGGUGCCUCUGGUGUGCUGUGUGUCCUGGCCCUGCCCCAGGUGCUUCAGAGCCUCCGUGUGCCCCGAGAUUGCUUGACUCCAUAAACCUUUUUUAGGAGCUGCUCUUGUCUCCCUCUUGGCCACUUAGUCUGCUGUCUCAGUCACUACCUGAAGCCCCCAUUUAAUUUUUCUCUGGCAGUUACAGCUCUUGCAAUUUCAGCAUAAUCUCUUCUCUCAGACCAAUCUCAUCAAGAAAGAUUGAAGGCAUAACUAUGGAGUGAGCUGGACAUUGGAGCCACAUCUGCUGCCAAGUCAGCGUCUUGCUCGGCAAAUAUCAAGCUGUAAAUUGGCCCUGGGGCUCAGUGUCUCAUCAGCAUUGGAAAUCUAUGGCCUCUAAUCAGUCUGACCAAGUUGUGUAGAGCAUGACUUCCAUUAAUGGGAAUCUAAGAGCCAGCUGGCCUAAAACAUUUCCCUGUCACUUUCCCACUCAGCUGGCUUUCACUAGAUCAGUGGAACCAAUGACUAAAACUAAGGAAAAUUUAGCAACUUUGAUAUCCUCUGAUAAGAAAUUCCUAUCAAUAACCACUUCAUCCCACCCAAACUAGUUUAUUUCUCCCCCCAAAUUUGUGACUUGUAUGUUGAUUACAAAGGGGAUUUUGCUGAUAAUAGACUUUGAGUCCCCAUGUUCCAUUUUUUGCUGAUACAUCCCAUUCUAGGGCCUAGCCCUGUCUUCCUUGACUGUGUUCCCUUCAACCCAGUCCUCGCUUGGCAUAUACAAUAAAGAUUUGAUGAAUGAAAGGACCCAAGUAGGCCAGAUAGUCCCCCAGGCCCUGGUAUCCAUAAAAGGCUUGGGAAUGGAUUAUACAAUUGCUUCAGUCUUUUUGUUGUUCCGGAAAAAAAUAUGGGCUCAGAUGGAUGCCUGCGUAAAAAUGGUUCCUAGCUGUGUACUCAUAACUUUUCUCUGAAUUGAGUAGUGAAAACUGAAGUAGGAGGAAAGGAAAUUAAAUGUUCUUCUAGUAUUCCUUUGGACUCAGGUCUGACAUAUGAGAUAAUAACCUAUAUUGAAAUGCCAAGAAUUUUAUCUGAACCAAGGAGAGGACACUUUGACAGACCUAUUAUGCCUUCAUGUUACACCGGCACUGAAACCAAGUAAUAAACAUAUAAAAUAGCCAUUGCCCAAGGCAAACGAACCUAAACCUUGGUUUAUGUUUGAUGCAGCAGAAAUUGAUUGUUAUAUUUUUAGGGAAACCUAUGCAAUUGUGGUCCAGUGGUAUCUGUUGAUCACUUAGCUUAUUGAUUCAGUUUCUGUUGAGUUGGAUUCUAGACGGUUACUACCUUGGAAAGGAUGUUUGGUGCCUUAUGUGAUGGGGGCCAGAGCCUGCUGGGAACAAACAAAGCAGAUUCAUGCCAGCAUCAGUGCACAGCUUUGGUGGGGAUGGGAGUGGCACACAGCCCUCAUCCAUGUGUGUCGUCUUCCUCUUCACGCUCUUGACAAUAACUUGAAAAUGGUAAGACCACCUUCUCUGAACUUUCCUACAGCAUGGCAGUAUUCUUAUGUCAACAGAGUGGAUAGCUCAUAAUGUGAGUUAUUAGAACUGUGACAGCCUGCAUUGCCUCACUUUCCCAUGUUUCUGGAAUUGGUGGUGAAAUAACAGGGGUAAGGAAUCACUGGGUAAGUUUUACCCUGUGGGUAAUGCCUUAGUGUUAUUUAAAAGAUUUGUCAUUUAUAUUUAAAAUAAAUGUUCAUGAACAUUUGAAAGGAACAAAAUGAUCAGGGAUGGCUCUUUGCCAUGGGUCUCAUUUUCACUCUUUUCUGUAAGAAAAAAUAAUGAUAUCUUAUUAUAUAUUUUUUCAUUUUUAUUGUACGAGUUUGUAAGUAAUCCCAAUUUUAAUAAAGUUUUAUAGACUA
Messenger RNA from Equus quagga, 5575 nucleotides. It is a transcript of the gene NEMP1, whose product is annotated as nuclear envelope integral membrane protein 1. NCBI's taxonomy places the organism in Eukaryota, Metazoa, Chordata, Mammalia, Perissodactyla, Equidae. The transcript is spliced from 9 exons. The record is from RefSeq and is a predicted model, not a curated record. The coding region runs from base 1 to 1335 and encodes 444 amino acids. Gene Ontology annotation, cellular component: nuclear envelope.